AUGGCGUCUCCUAGCAAAGGAUCCCACGUUGCCACAGCCUUGCGCUGUAACGAGAAGGUUGUUGAUGCAACCCCAUUGCUGCACGAUCUGCUGCACGGGUCCAGAGGGGCUAUUGCUGUUUCCCAGGCACUGAAAGCUUCUGUGCCCACGAUGAGCACCACAAAGCACAUAGUAUUAAGCGAGUGCAUGGAUGUAUCCAUCUCCGCUAUAGGCUUGCUGAUUCAGCUCUUAACGUCGGUUUGCGAAUUUACGACACUUAGCAUCUCUAGCUUUAGCUUUGUAGAUGCCGCUGGCGUUGGCUCGUCUGCCGAAAAGUUAAACAUUGAACGGAAGAUCGUUACAAAUCCCACACUGCAUACACUUAACCUGACCAAUUUAGCCAUCAAGCAAGGGGCCGAGAGCUCAUUUGAGGCCUUGAUACGCGCUUUGAUGCCUGGGUGCACGCACCUGAGCAUCAAGGGAAUUGCAUAUGAGUCGGGUAUGGGUGAGGAGAGCAGGUUCUUUAAGGCUCUGGCUUCAUCUGAAGCUCCGUACUUGCUGAAGGAAAUUCAGUAUGUCCCCAAUAUCUUCAUAAAUAAUUUGAUCCUUGCAAAUGCAUAUGGUACGAGUGAUAAAGAGAUGGUCUGCGAGAUAUAUGCGAAGUUUUUGUUAGAGACUCUCCCCUCGUUAUUCGUCUUCCUCCUGUUCGUCACCAGCACUCUAGAAUCUAUAACAUUGUAUAUAGAUCUCCUGUAUGCCGACACGCCACAAAUAAGGAUGUGUUUGGAAGAGUUUCGAGCCUUUCUCCUUCUCUGCAGCUCAUUGCAACGUGUUAAGCUUCUCUUACACGGAGAAAAGGCAGAUUCCCAAAUUACUCUGUCAGAUGCCAUGGGCCCUCUUCCCUCAGUCAUGAACAAAGCCUUCGACUGCCUCGGGAUAUACUCAGAAUACAAAGAAGAUCUUCUUCCCUCUGUGAGUGCGAUCAGAGAGGUAUUUGUAGAACGUACAAGAACCAUCUCCAGUCCAAUUAGUGGGACAAAGAACAGUCGCAAAUUCUUCACUAGUCUAUGCGUCAAUGUGUUCGCAAAACUUAACGUUGUUGAGAAUGCUAGUGCGAAUGCCGAUAAAGAACACGUUGACAACUGGUUUCAGUGCAGUAAAGUGCUCAGAGAAACCCCAAGAUCCUUUGAGCUUUUCACCAAACUGUUCAAGGAACUAAUUCUGGUAGAGAGCAACACCACCGUCUUUAGUGAAAGGACUCACAGAAAUAUCACCAAGCUGGCUGCUGAAGCAAGUUCCAAGUCUGUGAGAAGCCCCUUAACUUCAAGCAGCCUAGCAUUCGGCCUCAAUGGCUCCAGCAGCAGGCCAGACACGGCGAAGCGCUGUAUAGGAAGCCCGACCGUGGUGCAGUCCUCCCUUGUGGAUAGCGCCUAUCAUGAUCACAGUUACACUGUUGACGAGUCCACGGUGUCGGGCAGGUCCACACGGCCGAUGUCUGCAGUUGUCAAGGCUGACCGCUCGACGCCGCAGAUCACCUACAGCCCCUCCCGUCAGGCCGCCACAAAGCCGCAGGAAGUAUUAGAGAGUAGGCAUGCGUCUCAGUGUUCAAUGACUAGGUCACUAUUGCGUAGGUCUGAUUUGCAGCACUCGCACACAGCUGCUGCGCCAAAAGCAACCACGUCGAUGCAGCUCAGUGAGGGGACUAUAGGCUUCAAUACGUCUGGCCCCAUAUCGAUCAAUGAUCUACUAACCAAAAAUUCCACUGCCAACAACCAACUCAGGGCAGAGCUUUACUCCAUGCUUUUGGAUAUGUUGCCGGAAGCCCAGCCAGUCAAAAAUCUUGUGCGGAGGGUUUCGGAGCAAGAGGAUGCGCUUAUCGAGCUUAAAAACUGUGUGCUUCUGCUUGUAGAAAGAAUGGGCCCUGAUGCUCUAAACACGGAGGACAUAGGUUACAUCACCUCUGUCCUGCGAGGAUCAAAACUAGAUAGAGAACAAGGUCAUACUGUCAAAUCCAUGACCAAUGGGUGUUAA
Messenger RNA from Giardia duodenalis, 2010 nucleotides. RefSeq lists its product as uncharacterized. NCBI's taxonomy places the organism in Eukaryota, Fornicata, Diplomonadida, Hexamitidae. The transcript has a single exon. Bases 1 to 2010 code for a protein of 669 amino acids. The record is from RefSeq and is a predicted model, not a curated record.